AUGUUUGAUAAUAGUAGCAAUUAUAGUUUAUUUGCUGAAGAUGCUCUUUUGGUCUCACAAAUGGGUAUGAAAGAUGGUACAAAAAAACCACUUCUUUGUGAUGAUACAAUGCCUGAUGGUUCCAAGCAUAUAAUGACUUAUAUAGACAAUGCUAAUGUAAAAAGGCCUAAGGAAAUUAAACAGGUUCUUGAAGAAAGAGGUUUGUGGAUACCAGGCCUUAUCAAAAAGUGUGAUACAUGUAAAAAAAAUAAGCCUAAUCCAAACAACCCAAACUGUUGUGCUUUGUGUAUUCUUUCAGCUCAACCCGACUUUGCAGCUCAAAGAUCACACAUAUUAAAUAA
Molecule: messenger RNA, 341 nt
Organism: Racocetra persica
Lineage: Eukaryota; Fungi; Glomeromycota; Glomeromycetes; Diversisporales; Gigasporaceae
Source: the annotation of a GenBank genome assembly